AUGGCGAAUCCCAAGGAUCAUGAACUCACUCCCACUUCGCCCGUUGUCGACAAGGGCAAGGGCAAAGAUUCCUUCGCCGAGUCUAUUGAUGCUACCGCUACCUCGCUUCCGACUGGUCAAGCCUCUCAGCUCGACGACAAAAGACCUGCCAAGGACGACAUAGAUCUCGAGCUCCUCAAAAUGCAGGAGUUCUUCAAGGGCGAGCCUCUUGCUCAUUGUCUCGACGAAUACAUUCCACCCACCCAUAUCGACAAGGAGGUGAAGAUUCUUCCUCUCGAGAAGGACGGAGGCGAGUCCAUGGUGAAGGCCGCCAAGAUUGAGCUCUGGAACAAAUUGGCUUCCCUUACCGACGCGCUCGAGGAGCGAUACCCAUCUGUCAAGGAGGAACGCGAGGCCAAGGAGGCUGUCAUUGCUGCUCACCUCGACGAGGCUCCCGGAGAGUCAUCUAAUCAGGGUGCCAAAAGAGAUACAACGCAGACCAGUACCAAGGCCUCCCGAAGAGCCGAGAAGAAAGCGCAGAAGAAAGCCGACAAGAAGGCUCAAAAGGCUACCAAGCGCGAGAACCCCAUUUCUAACUCUCCCCCAGCUGUCACGUCGUCCAAGACUCAACAGGGCCCUCGGAAUGAGCUAUCUCUUCGAGAGAAGUAUCCGGACAUCUUCUCCAAGAUCGACUACUGGAGAUCUCUUCCAGACCCCGACGCGCCGGCUGCUGCGGAUGACGAUUAUGUUCCAGGAACUAACAUCGAGUCAUCUCAGUUAACUACUCAGCCGAUAGUUCAGUCCACUGCUCAACCCAUUUCUCAGCCUGCUGUUCAGCAGACCCAGUCAACUUCAGGCCAGGAUCACGGCAAUUUGGCAGCCAGGGUUGGAAACAACAAGACACUUGCCGAUGAUUCUUCUGAGAGCGAUAACUGGAGCACCGGUUCAUCAGAUGGCGACCCGUUCUAUCUGAACAAAUACCUCACCCCGUCUUACCAGGCUGCUGCCAAAGUCUUCCUAGAGGAUUUCGAUCGAAAGAAUCCCACUCAGCCUACUACCUUGCAGCCCGUCAAUCAGUCAGUUGCCAAGUUGACGGUUCAGCCGGCCGUAUCUGAGGUCACAGACGGCGAAGAAUCAUUCACCUUCAUUCAGAGAGACCCGAAAGAGAAAGGCGUACGAGCCUCCCUUCAUGUCUCCGAUGAAGAGCUUUCCGAUUCCGAGGAAAUCAAGAAGGCCAAGGCUAUCGAGGCUCAGAAGGGUAGUAUCGACUCAAACAAGCGCGCCCAUGAGCUUGUCAACGCUGCUCACGCCGAGGGCAAAAUCAUCCAUCUCGAGAAUUCUAAGCCUCUUCGUGACGCCGUCAAGACAAAGAUCAAGAAAGAGGACAUCGUCCCAGGCUUCGGCCAGAAGAAGAAGAAGCAACCCGCUCUCGAAUUUGAUGAGCAGGCUUACGCCGCGCGCUCAAUCGCUUCCCACACCAUGAAGCCUGCUCCGCUUCGAAUUCCCUCCCGCAUGAAGCAGCCCACCAUUGGCAGAGACAAGAAUACCGACGUCGACAGAACUACUCCGAACCAGGCUGAGAGCCCUCAGCUGCCUGAUGCUCUUAAGAUCAACACCAACAAGUAUCGCAUGGUCACUGGCGAAUUUACGGCUCUCGGUGUCGACUUCGGCAAAGGCAGCAACAGGACCGCCAGCGGUUCUUCCACUCACAGCGGUCGUAGCGCCGUCAACUUCAGCUGGCCCAAGGCCCAGCGUGCCGGUGCCAAAAACAAGUACGAGUUCAACGAUGAGGACGAAUCGGAUUACGAGCUCGACAAGAAGAAUUCCAACGCUCAUCCUGCUCAGCUAGGCGCCGGUGUUCGUCAGUCGGAUCCUGCUUCAGCCCAUGCCCGCACUGCAAGCGGUACUAGCUACGCCCAUGAGACUCACAAGAAUUUCAACAACUUCGGCAACAAGUCUAUUCAGCCGAACACCCCUGCCGAUGAUAGUAGCCAGGAAACUCAACGUCGCAGCUUCACUGCAGAUGAGUAUCAGAGACUCAUUCAAGAUGACUACGAUGCCUUCACCAAGGCGUCGCCUGAGAAGAAGCAGAAGCUGCUUGAAGAGGCAGUUUCCAUUCUAAACAAUGGAUCUACAAUGAGGAGCACUGGUGCCACUUCGAAUAUCACUCACCAGACCAUAGUCGUUCCCGCUCACCAGAAGCGGCCUACCGUUCGCCUGCCCGGCACUACAGCCCUGCCGCCCACCCCAGCCACCUCUCAAAUCCUCAUGACCACUGGCGAGAAAAUGGCAGAGCUGGACGACUUUUUCUCAGAGGAGAACGACCACUUGUACACGACUACUUGCACCGACAGUGGCUCGAAAUGUGGCAAUGGAGCAGAAACUGGCAUCCAAGGCCAGGUCCAGGAUCAGCCUUGGAACGACUCUAGCUACCACGAAGGCGCUCUCUCGUACGGCUACGCCUACAAGCAGACAAACUACACUACUCUGGCAGACUCCAUGAAUCUCAUCCCUCUUACUGAUGACCAACGCCGCCAGCUCCUUGAGAGUUAUGGUAUGUCUGAGGCCGAGUACCCCGCUCCUCCGAACGGGUAUCCCAGCCCUCCCGGCCCGGUAGAUGGAUCCAACGUGCCUCCCUGCCCUACCCGUCCUGCUCCUGUUGUUCCCACUACUGCCAGUGCCGAAAGCGGUGGCAACGAACCCGGCAAUGGCGGUGGUCAAUCCAGCGCUGAUGGCGGAGCUCUCACCAAGAGUCUGCGCAAGCAUCGUCGCUUCCAGCGCGCUGCUACGGCCCCCCCUGCGCCUGAGCCUGGCUACGACGCUGACUGGUUCUGA
Messenger RNA from Colletotrichum spaethianum, 2814 nucleotides. RefSeq lists its product as uncharacterized. The record is from RefSeq and is a predicted model, not a curated record. The coding region runs from base 1 to 2814 and encodes 937 amino acids. The transcript is spliced from 2 exons. Lineage: Eukaryota; Fungi; Ascomycota; Sordariomycetes; Glomerellales; Glomerellaceae.